This is a messenger RNA of Phoenix dactylifera (date palm), 1130 nucleotides long. The record is from RefSeq and is a predicted model, not a curated record. Lineage: Eukaryota; Viridiplantae; Streptophyta; Magnoliopsida; Arecales; Arecaceae.
AUUCGUGCACACGUCCAAAUCCGCGUAGCUCAUGCUGGACCCAAUCCUAGCCCUCCAGAUCAGCAGAGAAGGUUAUAUUCUAUUUAGGAGAGGAUGACAACUGUCUUGGUUACGGCCUAACGCUUCCCCGCCCUUCUCUCUCCUUCUAUCAAACCUCCAGAGCUGUGCAUGUCCGGUUGCCACCCUUGUUUUACGUAAACGCCUGCUUGAAUCAUUCCAGCAUCCGAAACCACUCCACCAAACAAAUUUUUUUAGGUCUGAGAAGAAACAUUGAUUGAUUCCGAAACGAUUACCUCGCGAGAAAAGAUCGAGAACAAGAGCUUGCCGAUUCAUCGGCCCCGGAGUUCUUGUCAUGGCGCAGACGCCCCCUUCCAAUGGAAGGCCGGGCGACAUCCGCAUCUGGGUCGUUUCUGGCUUCUUUCUCAUCCUCCUCAUCAUAGCAGGAGUUUUGCUAGUCCUCUACUUUGUCCUCCCAGAGUCAGAGGUCACCGUCUGGUUCCCGUCGAUCGCAAUGAUCUUGGUCGGGAUCCCAUGGGCGUUCUGGAUCAUGACAUGCUUCUAUAGGUACAUGACGGGGAGGGGACCGGAGAUCGCAAACCGGCCACCGAACAGGGUCGGAACGGUCGCCCCGGCCCCAAGCAGUAAGACCAGCAAGACCAGUUCGGCAAACAAUGACUCGCCGGCCAAUUCCCCGGGCAGCGCUAGGGAUGUGCACUUUGGAGCGGCCGCCACCCCUGGAGGACCACAGCGGGUGGCCGGAGGAGCAGAAACAAGCGGCGUGAAGGUGGAUGUCGAUGCUGACAGAGAAUUCGAUGCCACAAAUAAACCAGCCAACUCCAACAACCAAGGUUCGUCGCUUGGAUCUCAUGAGAGUGAAAUGCCCUUAGCAUUGUCGAUGUCAUAGCCAUGGGAUUAUCGAUGCCUUGUAGCAUGAAACUUUGAUCAUACUGCAUGUCAUAGGUUAAAGAUAUCGAUGUUAUCAUCAGUACUGGACCUCCAACUGCUGUUAGAGAUGAAGAAUGGAGGCAAGAGAAGACUGUAAUCUGAUGACCUGUUCAUGUCUUCAUUACCAACGUCUGUAUGUUUUUUUCCCACCACAAUCAAUUUAUAGAGUUCAAGAGUUACUAUCU